AAAUCGCCGAGUCGUUGACAUCAUCCAUGUUUACUUCGGCGUCCACCUGUGCAGAAACGCAAACACCAAAAGUGCCCCCAUUUUGCGCAAAACCCAUGUAAACCACCCCUAGCCACAUACAACCUCCAAAUGAAUUGAAAUGUCGGUGUUGGACGACCGGGACGCGUACAAAAGCAACCCCUAUUUCCACAAAACCGAGUACGGAGAUUUCACCCCGUUCUACAUCACUGUGACCAUCUGCACCAUCGUCGGACUGUCCAUCUUCAUUCUGAAUAUCGUGUUAGGGUGUUGCUCGAGGUAUUCGGGGUAUUGGAACGACCGACACACCGGUAAUCGUUGGAUUGCGUCACUGUGGACCGCCACCCCCCACCAGCAACCCCCUCUAGACUACACCGAAUUAAAAGAAAUCGUCAUUCCGAAACAAGUGGUGUACGUGCCACCCCCAGCGGAAAAAGUGGAGUAUCGCGAACUCCAGAAGCGCGAAAGCGACAUCUAA
Messenger RNA from Zophobas morio, 496 nucleotides. RefSeq names its product wurmchen 1 (gene wrm1). The transcript has 3 exons. The record is from RefSeq and is a predicted model, not a curated record. The coding region runs from base 140 to 496 and encodes 118 amino acids. NCBI's taxonomy places the organism in Eukaryota, Metazoa, Arthropoda, Insecta, Coleoptera, Tenebrionidae.